AUGGAGGUUGAAGAUCUUUCAAGGAUGUUCAGGCUCCUCUCUAGGAUUAAUGGUGGCCUGCCUCCUGUAUCUAAAAUAUUUCAGGAGGUACUUCGUGCAGAAAAGGAAGCACCAGGGAAGAUAGGUGAGAGUAUUUUUGUUCUCAGAUCCAGGGAGCAGUUGGCCUACAUUGAGCUGAGAGGAAAGGUAUAUGUAUUGCCAUUUAUUCUAUAA
Miscanthus lutarioriparius is the source of this 213-nucleotide messenger RNA. The record is from the annotation of a GenBank genome assembly. NCBI's taxonomy places the organism in Eukaryota, Viridiplantae, Streptophyta, Magnoliopsida, Poales, Poaceae.